Akanthomyces muscarius is the source of this 711-nucleotide messenger RNA. RefSeq lists its product as uncharacterized. NCBI's taxonomy places the organism in Eukaryota, Fungi, Ascomycota, Sordariomycetes, Hypocreales, Cordycipitaceae. Bases 1 to 711 code for a protein of 236 amino acids. The transcript is spliced from 3 exons. The record is from RefSeq and is a predicted model, not a curated record.
AUGGCAUACCAGAUUCCUGAUUUUGGCGAUCGCCAAUAUAAUCUUGGCCCGUCUGCUCGCGUGCCCCAGCCGAGAGGAGGAUCUACAGAGUCCCCAAGCGGUAAUGCGGAUCGCGGUCGUGUUCAGCAUUCGACUUCACCUGCCCCUGAGCGCCCACCACCCGUGCCACCCAAACCAGGUCAAACAAGGCACAAUCGUUCCAUGAGCCAUCCAUUUCAUCCAAUGCCCAACGCCGCUGAUGGUCCAUCCUCAUCAUAUCUUGGGCAGGCCAACCUUCCGGAUGAGCGCCGAGAUGGUCGGACAAUGGUCCGGCAAAUGGACAGCGGGUCAAGAAAAGUUGGUGGUGGCAGCGGCAGGAAUUUCGCAACUGGAAAUUGCAUGACGUGCGGCGGCCUUGUUCGCUGGCCUAGCAACCUCGCUGCCUUCAAAUGCACGACGUGCGCCACUGUCAACGACCUAGAAUCUGCUGACGACUAUGACCCUACUGGGGCUAGCCGAAGAGAUGGAUCUGCUUCUGGAGGCAUUCAGAAGAACACCGACUUUGGACAAGGACAUGUGCAGCCUAUUUCGUUGCUACACACAAAAAAUAUUGCCCAGAGCAACAACAAAUCCGAAGAAAGCCAGUGCCGUCGAGAGAGCCAAUACCGAGAGAGCCAGUACCGAGAGAGCCAGCACCGAGAGAGCCAGCACCUUCGAAAGAAACACGUCUAG